CCUCCGUCAGUUGAUACGAACCUCUCAAACCAACCACACAUCCUCCUCCUAGUUGAAUCAUAGUACGGAGAGAAACCCAUCCUAAAUCGUGAUAAAGUUAGAACUGCCUGGCUGCAAUGUAGUUUUCAGAAAUGCACAAUUUUCAUAAAAUCCGCAACAUUGUGAAGAGAUAAAUCCGUGAAUUUUCUGACUCUUCUUCGUUCCUCUUCAAUAUUGGAAUAGGAUGGUAGUGUACUGUUCAGUAGGAGAAUAGAACAGUGGAAACAGAUUGAACAGUUAUGUUCAAGUUUUUCAGAAAAUUGAGAAAACCUGAAAAAGUCUCAAAGCACAUAAAACUGUGUGAGGACUGGAACGGUUCCCAGGAACCUGUAUCAGAAGGUGUCACGUUUUAUGUGAAAUAUCUUGGCUCUGUGUUAGUGGAUAGAAGCAGUGGGGAAGAUGUUACAAAUCAAGCAAUUAAAACUAUAAUAACAAUGGCGAAGAAACAGGAUAGAAAACUGACCCGAGUGUCUUUGACUAUUGCUCUGAAAGGAAUAAAAAUGGUUGAAGUUUCAUCAAGUGAAAUUGUUUUGGAGGUUUCAAUUUAUAGGAUAUCCUACUGUUCUGCAGAUGCUACAUAUGAUCAUGUGUUUGCAUUUAUCUCUACCAACAGUAAUGAUACUCUUGAAUGCCAUGCCUUUCUCUGUCCAAAGCGAAAAAUGGCACAAGCUGCCACUCUGACUAUAGCCCAGGCAUUUAACUUGGCGUAUGAAUGCUGGCAAGCUGCUCAGGAACGGAAAAGGAGAAGAAAGGGAAAAUCUGAAAGCAGGAACAGAAGAGAAGACAGUAAAGGAAGAAGAGAAGACAGUAAAGGAAGAAGAGAAGAAAGUAAAGGAAGAAGCGAAGAGAGUAAGGGGAGAAGAGAAGGAAGUAGGGAGGGAAGAAGUGGAAAGAAUAAGAAAACUGAUGAAUCUGGUGAUAAACAGGUUACUGUGGCUAUAGUUGAGAGUUACAUGAGGAAGACAAGUUUAGAUGAGAAAAUAAAUGAGAAAACAACUUCCCCCAGUUCCGGAUAUAAUUCCUGUACUUCCGGUCAGGAGGAUGAAACACUUCUUAUAGAUCUGAGUAGUCCAGGAGAUGAAUUAGGGACUAAAAAUACUUCUAUAGCGGAGACGAUGCAGAUAAUGGACUGCAACCUUCUAGAACAUUAUAGGGAACCAGAUAGCGAGAGAGCCAAGGAUACUGCAGAUAGCGAGGGAGCCAAGGAUACUGCAGACUGGGUCAGAUUUGAGGACGAAGAAAUCAUGAACAGAACAUUCUCCAUGUUGGCAGAUGAAAGGUCUCCUGCCAUGCUAAGAAAGCUACCUGCCUCCGUACUUGGACUUGAGUUUGGAGCUCUGGCUGGUAGCCCAGGUUCUUACGAUUCACCUUACGGUAGUCCACUUCAUGGUUCUAAUCUUACUCAUAGUCAACUCAUCACACCAGUAGGAUCUCCGAUGCACACUGCAUUAGGUUCAUCUUUGAAUUAUGGUGGAUCUCCUCCAACAUCUAGAUUCUCCGCUCCGCCACUUGCUAUGGGAGGAUGUUUAAAUCAAAGAUCAAGUUGUCACGGUUCCCCUGGCACAGGAAUAAGCAUACCUGGUUCUCCAGCACGAUAUUCCACAUCUCCAGUCAUAAGAAACUACGGUUUAGAUACAUACUCCAACAGCGGGGUAUUCUCUUCUCCGAGAUCUCCAGCAAUACCGUCCCCUCUGGUUAGCUCCCCUCAACCCUCUACUCAGUCCUACUUGUCUACCUCUCCUGCUCUUCUCUCUCCAAUGCUAUCAGCAAGAACCCCUCCUCCUCCUCCUGUUUCCCAACCCCUUUCUCAAUCCUACUUGUCUACCUCUCCUCCACUCCUCUCUCCAAUGCUAUCGGCAAGAACCCCUCCUCCUCCUCCUGUUUCCCAACCCCUUUCUCAAUCCUACUUGUCUACCUCUCCUCCACUCCUCUCUCCAAUUUUAUCCGCAAGAACUCCUCCUCCUCCUCCUCCUGUCCACAUGUCUUUAGGGUCUCCACCAAGAAUAUCCUCUCCCACAGUUAUAACAUCCCGUCCGACCCAUUCAAAAGGAUCUCAACCAGAACAAACCAAAUGAGACACUCUCUUUGAAAUGAGUACGUUAUUAAUUUUGAAAAGGGGGGAUUUGUUUUGUAUUUCUUACAUUGCUCUUGACACACCAAGUAAGUUUGUGUGGAUUAGGACUUGUUAUGUUCUAUAAGUUAGAUCCUUUUUGUACUUUUGAAAUAAUUAACAAAAAUUUCAAAAUUGUUUA
This is a messenger RNA of Eurytemora carolleeae, 2291 nucleotides long. Its product is annotated as actin cytoskeleton-regulatory complex protein pan1. Lineage: Eukaryota; Metazoa; Arthropoda; Copepoda; Calanoida; Temoridae. The coding region runs from base 279 to 2114 and encodes 611 amino acids. The record is from RefSeq and is a predicted model, not a curated record. The transcript is spliced from 13 exons.